Ctenocephalides felis (cat flea) is the source of this 258-nucleotide messenger RNA. RefSeq names its product anaphase-promoting complex subunit 11-like. Gene Ontology annotation, molecular function: zinc ion binding; ubiquitin protein ligase activity; cullin family protein binding. The record is from RefSeq and is a predicted model, not a curated record. Gene Ontology annotation, cellular component: anaphase-promoting complex; nucleus. Gene Ontology annotation, biological process: positive regulation of mitotic metaphase/anaphase transition; protein ubiquitination; anaphase-promoting complex-dependent catabolic process. Bases 1 to 258 code for a protein of 85 amino acids. Lineage: Eukaryota; Metazoa; Arthropoda; Insecta; Siphonaptera; Pulicidae. The transcript has 2 exons.
AUGAAAGUCAUAAUAAAAAGCCUGACUGGUGUAGCAGCCUGGCGAUGGGUUGCCAAUGAUGACAGUUGUGGUAUUUGCCGUAUGGCUUUUGAUGGCUGUUGUCCAGAGUGCUCCCUUCCUGGUGACGAUUGUCCUCUCGUAUGGGGUGCAUGCAGUCAUUGCUUCCACAUGCACUGCAUUGUGAAAUGGUUACAUAGUCAACCCCACACGCCUUUAUGUCCUAUGUGCCGUCAAGAAUGGCGCUUUAAUAAUAAUUGA